ACACGUGUGCGCCCAGACGAAGGAAGCAGAGGAAUUUGAAGCACUUUUAAGUGCCUCAGACUUUUAGUUAUACUUGCCGGAUGUUGCUUUAGAGAUAAACUUUUUUAUUUUCUUGAAAGAAAAAAUAACUUUUUAGUCAAAAGCCAAACAGGAAGCUGCAAUGAAACCUCAAGACAUCAUGAGGUGGAAAGGAAGCCUAUGGGUUUUUGGUUAUGGAUCUUUAGUGUGGAAACCUGAUUUUGUGUAUCAGAAGCGCAUAAUCGGCUACAUCAAGGGCUACAAACGGCGUUUCUGGCAUGGAGAUGACUUUUAUCGAGGAGACAAGAAGAAUCCAGGAAGAGUUGCGACACUGGUGAAGGACCAGGAGGCUUGCACAUGGGGCGUGGCCUAUGAAGUGUCGGACGCUCAGGCAAUAGAUGCCUUUCAAUACCUCAACAUGCGAGAAGUGGUGAGGGGAGGAUACGUCAUGGAAAAUAUGGAGUUCAUCCCUCGGGAGAAGGCCGUAGACACCGUCCACGCCCUCGUUUACAUCGCCACUUCCGACAACCCCGCUUACCUGGGCCCCGCUUCGGACCAGGAGAUCGCCAACCAGGUCGCCGUCUGUAGAGGCAAGACAGGCCACAACAUCGAAUACGUGCUCCAGCUUGCCAAUUUCAUGAGACUCUGCUGCCCUGAGGCGAAGGACGAGCACCUCUUCUCCGUCGAAGCUGCCGUUUUGAAGAUUUGUCCCAAAUGUGAAAUAGAAAGCUGUGUCUAAAACACACAAAGCACUUUAUAUUGCCAUGCAAUUUAAAUAUCACACGAUUUAAAUGUUGCCCUUACCCUGAAACAUAAGCACUUAAUUUUAUUCCUGCUUGUUUCAUGCAUGUGAUGCACUUUCGAAGUCUACUAAAUGCUUUUAUAUUUUCCAAUACCGGAUACCUCAAUUCAUUUUAUUAUAAUAAUAAACACGCCUUGAUUAAA
Molecule: messenger RNA, 963 nt
Organism: Syngnathus typhle (broad-nosed pipefish)
Lineage: Eukaryota; Metazoa; Chordata; Actinopteri; Syngnathiformes; Syngnathidae
Product: glutathione-specific gamma-glutamylcyclotransferase 1-like
Exons: 3
Coding region: 161-757 (198 amino acids)
Biological process (GO): glutathione catabolic process
Cellular component (GO): cytoplasm
Molecular function (GO): gamma-glutamylcyclotransferase activity; glutathione specific gamma-glutamylcyclotransferase activity
Source: RefSeq, a predicted model, not a curated record